Molecule: messenger RNA, 7205 nt
Organism: Pomacea canaliculata
Lineage: Eukaryota; Metazoa; Mollusca; Gastropoda; Architaenioglossa; Ampullariidae
Product: ubiquitin carboxyl-terminal hydrolase 19-like
Exons: 31
Coding region: 190-3861 (1223 amino acids)
Biological process (GO): protein deubiquitination
Molecular function (GO): cysteine-type deubiquitinase activity
Source: RefSeq, a predicted model, not a curated record
AUUGGCUUCGGGUCUUGAGUGACGGGAAGUGUAGUUAACGACUUGAGAUUGUAUAUAAUUAGUAAUAUUCUGAGGUGCACCAGACUAUAACAAACAACAUCAGUACUUAAGACAGAAAUAAACUACCAUAUAGGUAAAAGAAAGCACACAUCUUUGGAUGUGUGCACAGAGAGAGACAUCAGUGGUUCAAUGGACAACGAGUCUCAAGCGGAAGGAACAAAAGCAGACGACUACUCUCUUGCCAGCGAUCAUCGAAAGAGGAAAAAAGUCGGCGAUAUGAGUGAAAGUGGUGGAAAAGCACAGCCAAGACUGGAAGUGGUCUGGGCCCAAUCAGAGGAAGAUAUUUCCAUGACAACCACUCUUGGGGUAGGAGAUGGUGAAGCAGAAGAUGUGCAGGUCCUUUUCACAGAUCAGGAUAUGACUAUUACUCUUGGAGAUGGCAGCAAGCAGCAGUGGAAUUUUCAUGGCACCAUUGACAGACAUAAGAGCAGAGUUCAAAGAAAGAAGAGAAAAUUUUCUAUUCAAGUCAUCAAAAAGGAACCAGGCAUAUGGCCAGCUUUGCUGAAAACCAGUGCAUGCGCUUUUGAUCAAGAUAUGGAAGCAGCUCCACAACCAUCUUCGGACAAAGCUGAAGAUUCACUUGAGAGCAUUACAAAGGAAGAGGAGCCAGUUUUUAACCUACAGCAUGUGAAGCAUGACUUCUUUGAAAAGGAUGGAAACCUUACUGUGCAUAUUUACGUGAAGGGUGUAAAUAAAGAUGCUGUAAAAGUACGAUUUGAAGACAAGUCUUUCCUUGUCAAAUUUCAAACAGGGGAUGCAAAAUUUUUGCAGCUAAAUGAGGGAGCAUCAGAAGAUACUGUCUUCAGCUGGCAAGUUAAUACAAAGAACAGUAUAAUACCCAGUAUGUGUAAACACAAAGUAACUGCAAACUUCAUUGAGCUUACCUUAAAGAAGGCAUCUCCAGAGCGCUGGAGCAUUUUAGAAGCCCCACAGAGGAGAGAAACACCCACUUCCUCAAAGCCAAGUUCAUGGAUUCCUGCCAAAAAUUCAUCAGCAAAUCCGAUGCAACAUCAUCGCCUUCAUCAUCAAAGACAUUAUGGAGAGAAACCCACCUGCAAAGUGCAGCCUCUGAACAAAGUGCAAGUGGAUACACCUGUUGUUACUGCUGGCUACACUGGACUUGACAACCUUGGCAACACUUGUUUCAUGAACAGUGUGAUACAAAUCCUAUCAAAUACUCGUGAAUUUCGCGACUUUUUUCUCAAUGGACAGUUUCAGCGUGAGAUCAAUAGAGACAAUGUGCUGGGAACAGGUGGGCAUCUGGCUGUAGCAUUUGGUGUGCUGCUAAAAACACUGUGGGCUGGUACCAAGUACUCGUGUGCACCUGGAAAACUUAAGGAUUUGGUUGCCAAAAAGGCCAGCCAGUUUACAGGUUUUGCCCAACAUGAUGCUCAGGAGUUCAUGGCCUUUCUGCUGGAUGGUUUGCAUGAGGAUUUGAACAGAGUGAAGAACAAGCCCUACACAGAAACAGUAGAGUCCAAUGGACGCCCUGAUGAGGUUGUAGCAGAUGAAGCAUGGGAUGUGUACAAAAAACGCAAUGAUUCAUUUGUUGUAGACCUCUUCCAGGGCCAGUACAAGUCUAAACUUGUGUGUCCUGUGUGCAAUAAAGUGUCCAUCACAUUUGACCCAUUCUUAUACUUGUCCGUUCCCCUUCCCAAGAACAAAAAGACCAUUUCUGUCAUCUUCAUGUGGCGUGAUCCCCAUCGCAAGCCAGUCAAGUUUUUGGUGCAGCUGGUAAAGGAUUCUUCAGCAGGCCACCUGAAGGAGAUACUGUCUCGCAAAACUGGUGUGCACCCAACAGAUAUGCGUGUUUUUGAGGUGUGUCGGAGCCUCAUUGUGAAACACUUUCAGUCCAACAGUGACCUGAGCAACAUACAGCCAACGAGCCUUAUCAUCGUGAAUGAAGUAUUGUCUGCAGAAGUGGCAGGAGAGGAAGUGGUGGAGAUACCAGUUAUUCAGAGGACACUGGUUCCACACCAGUUUCCCACCAAAUGCUCUGCAUGCCGUAAAGAAUGUGAGGCUGGCACUAAACUCAAGCGCUGUAUGAAGUGCCUGAAAGUGGGAUAUUGUGACCAGGCAUGCCAGCGGACACACUGGUCCACACAUAAACCUGGCUGUAACCCUUCUCCAGAGCCUGUGGGUAGUCCCUUUAUCCUCAGUGUGCCAAAGUCUCAGUGCACCUAUGCACGCAUCGCUCGCCUCAUGGAGGGGCAUGCAAGGUACUCUGUGGACACAUUUCAACCGCCUGUAAAGGCAGAAACAGCAAGUACAAGUGGAGUGUCCACUCCGGCACCAGCAUCAGAGAGCACUGGUCUCCAGCUUCCUUCUCAUCCCUCGGGAUCGAACUUAAGUAGCAGCAGUGGCAGCCAGUCCAGUGGAAGCCUCAGCAGCCUGGACAGCAUCUCCUCUUGCUCCUCCACUGCAACCCUCACUGCCGGUGCCCCUACCGCCACCUUCGACAUGGAGGACUUUGAUGAGGAAGAGCAUGAUAGAGAUGAGGCCAGACGUGUAGAUGAUGAUGGUUCUGGAGCUCAUCUAGAGUGUAAUGCAGCAUUGGAGGAGAAAGGCUGUCAGGACAGGGAUAGUGGUGUUAUCUCGCUGCAGUCUGCUCGGGUAAGAUCAUCAUCACUGGAAACUGGAGCAGAAGCCUUCAAAGGGAUAGAGAAAGAAGCUGAGGACAGGGAGUUGGGGCAAGUCAGUUAUGGGUCACAGCAAGCAGCAGCAGGUGCAGAGAAGCUGGCCCUGACCAAUGCAGUUCUGGGGGUACAGGCAUCCAUGUCCACAGAGCGCUCUGUGCCACUUUUCUUCAUCAAGCCCGUCACCAUCGAUGGCCAUGGUGUGCGAGGGGCCAGCGGAGAACGUCUAGAAGAUAAAGGUGAUGUUCCUCUGGACUUGAGUGGUCAUUCUUAUCUGUCGAUGGACUGGCGCAACAGUGACAAGCUUCCCUCCUAUGUUCUUGUGCAGUCAAAACCACUGGAAGUGGAUAUUGAUGAAAGUGCCCUGCAGGCAGGAAGCAGUGACAGCAAGCAGUUAACUCUUCACCAAUGCCUAGAGCUGUUUACUGAACCAGAGACCUUGGCUCCAGAUCAGGCAUGGUACUGUCCACAGUGCAAGGAGCAUCGGGAAGCCUCCAAACAAAUGUCACUGUGGCGGCUGCCACACACACUUAUCAUACAGCUCAAACGCUUCUCCUUCAGGAAUGUUGUGUGGCGAGAGAAACUGGACACAAUGGUGGACUUCCCAACAAGAGACCUGGACUUAACCCCAUAUACCAUGGGGGGUCAAGGCAGUGGACCACGAGCAAUCUAUGACCUGUAUGGAGUGGUCAAUCACAAGGGUGGGAUUCUUGGUGGCCACUACACAUCCAUGGCCCGCUGUGCAGAUCUGGUUCAGCCACUGAAGAACGAAGUUGGUUGGCGACUUUUUGAUGACAGUCAUGUGUCAACAAUCAGCAUUGAGAAAAAUGUUGUUACUUCAAUGGCUUAUCUCCUCUUCUACCGACGCCGUGAGCCUUUUGUGCCCUCCAUAGAGCGAAGUCUGGAAGAAGCAAGUCCGCAGAAGGAUUUGAGUUUGAAGGAAUCGCUGACUGAAGAUCAGAAUAAGGAAGAUGAAGAGAUGACUGAGGAACCAGUGUCAAAUAAACUGUACAGGGAUGCCAGCAGUGAAGAUGGAGAAGAGGUCCAGGAGAAAUGUGACCCAGAAAAGGAUGAAGACAAUGAUUACAGUCUUGAGGACAAAAGUGCUGAUCACCAGGUCAUCCGGCCAAAACUUGAUUACACUGACAUGGAUGCUGUUGACUGACAGGCAAGAACUGUUGACAGCUACUACACUUCUGAACAAAGCAAGCGUCUGCAUAUAGUGACUGAUCCAUCCUACUGAAUUUUAGAUGGUAGUUUAGAUAACAAAGUAGCAUAGUAACACUGUGCUUUGAAUUGAUAGCAGUCUUUUUGCACCGGUAGUUGUUGGCACCUGUCAUGCCCAAAUAAUCUCAGAGUGUUUUCUUAGUGUCUUCACAUGUUCUGCUUAUGCAUCACUGAUGUGGAGGGGGCAGAGAAUGGGUGAGCAAAGUGACUCUUUUUGUAUACUUUAUUAUUGUGCAUAUUGAUGUGUAAUGUAAGCAUUUGAAAACUUCAGAAUAUAAGACACACAAAUGUGCACUUUUGAAUGUGCAUGAGAGAGAGAGGUGGGGGAGGGUUUGGUGAGAAAGUGGUUUUUAAAUACGUACAAAUACUAAAAGAAUUUGAUGUAUUUAUCUCAAAGUUGAUAUUUUUGAUGGUCAUCUUGUUUUUAACGAUGAUCAGAAAUAUCAGAAUCAGCUGGAUACAGGUUGCAAGUUUUAAAGUGCCCACAUGCCAUGAUCAACAGUAGGACCAUAAAAGGAGGCAAAAAUAGAUUUGUCCUAGAGAAGCCUGCAUUUUAAUAUGAUGGCUUUGUAAACAUUCAAACAUUAGUUUAACUAUUGAAAUUUCACAGUAAAUCUUUCCUGCUAUGUAUCACUUUAUAAUUUGUUAGAGAUUCUCUUUGGAGAAACAUUUUGAGAGGCAAAGUGCUGAUUUUAACUCAGGUCCUAUUGUUUGUGUCUUUCAUGGCAGCGAUAUUUUUCCUGUUGACACACUUUGUUAAAGAUGAUGGAGGAAAUUUAUCUGGAUGUUAUAAAGAGAUCUGCCGUCUGAAACAUGUCUCUACCUUGUAUGGCAUUGUCUUUCUUACCUAGAGUCUUCAUCGUCUAAAUUAUUGUUUUUUAUUAAAAGAAAUCUCUAUCUCCCCCCCCCCAUUUUUUCCUUGGUAUAAUCUAUUUCUUCACCAUUCCCUCACCUUUUUCCACACCCUGGAUUUUUGCCUAAAAUAGAAUAGACUCAUUGAUUUUGAUCCUAUCUUAAUAAUGUGUUUGUCUGAUCGUCAUGCCGUUCACCUUAAAAAGAAACUUUUUUUUCAUGUUUCUGAAGUGCUCCCAGAUUUAAUACUUGACUGGUGAGAAAAAUUACUUAACAAUAGAUCCCCCCCCCCCUAGUUUUUUUUUUUUUUUAGAGGAGGGAAUGGGGGGGAUGAGAUUGAAGGGACACCUGUAAUGUUUGUAGCAUAAAACUGUACAUUUUUCCAUCCUUUUCUUGAGAAUGAAAUGUUCAGCCAAGAACACUUUUUUUUAAUGUAACGUCUGUACUAAUUUACAGUGAACAGUGUUAAAAAUGAAAAAUAGUAAAAAAUCUCUUCAUAUUUUGCUUAAUAGAUAUGCUGAUUCUUGGAUUUCACCUAACAUAUUCUAACUUUUCUCUCCUGCCUGCUUUUUUUAUAACUUAUUUCUUCACCAUGUGUGCACAAACCCUGUUUGUCUGUUCUUUUUCAUCUUGUGUGUUUCAUCUGGCUUAUUUCCAUUUGUAUUUUGCAGGUGUCUUUUUUCUUAAUCUUUGGCUUGUGGAGGUUUUUUUGUGUAUCAUACUUGUAAGUCUACCAGUGAGAUGUUACAUAAUUAUUUGUCAUGCAGUAUAAUUUUUAAACUUUCAUUUGCCCCCUUGGCAUGUGAUUUUAUUUAUGCUACCAUUGGGUGUAAAUCUUUAUGGCUAUGUCAUUGGAACUGUAAAGUUUCUGUGAAACUGAAAUGUUUAAUGGGAAGGCAUUACUAUUGAUGCAAGUCUCCAUAGCUGCAGUGAGAACAGCUUUUAAGAAGAAAGGACUUCUGUGUGUGCAUAUCUGUGUGAAUGUUCAUGUCUUGCUGUAUAUAUAUAUACUUGCAUAGACAUGGCCAGCAUGUCUGUGUGAAUUUGUGUGCCUUGCUGUAUGGGCAUAUAUAUAUAUUCAUGCAUAGAUAUACAUGUAGGAAUACUUCAGCCUGUAUCUUUUGAUUACAUAUUUGCACAUUUUUCCCACUACUGCAGUCAUUUGGGAAAUGUGGAGUGGAGAUGAUUGCUUAGUAGUCAUUCUUGUGGAGGAGAGAGCAGGUAAUUUUUUUUUAACUUAAAAUGCUUGUGUUGGGCUCAUUUCAAGUUAAUAUUUGCUUCAGAAGUAAAAUUAUAAAAUAUGUUUUUGCUUGGAUGUAAAAGCAGCUCCAGUAACUAGUGAUAACUAUCUUUCAGAAAAUAUGUGAUGAAUGACAUUAAGAGCAAGUAUUGUAGACAUCAGCUUAGAUAUUGGAAUCAACUAGACACUGGUCUAACUCAGCAGACCAUCAUCAGCUGGAACUGACAGGACUGUAACCCGAAUCUCACCGUUGGUGCACAGAGGUAAUUUUUACAGGCAAAUCACAAGACCCAAAAUCGUGGGUGAAUGGGAAUAGUCAAGUCUCGAUGAAACUAGAAUAACAUAACAGUAAGUGCUGCUUUAACAAGAUGUGAAGAAGAAAACUGCUAUUUCAGUCUGCUAACACAAGCUUACUUCUCUAUCUGCUUAUUUCCCCAUCUGCCUGCUUAUUUAAUUCUGCUUACAUUAGCUGUCUUUUGUCACCUUCCCUGAUGUGUUGUAAAGACUUCCAUAUCAUUAGUAUACUAAAUUGCAUUUUGGGUAAUUACUACCUCUGUCUGAAACCAGUACCUUUUUCCUGGUUACCACUGUAUACAAUCGUCAUUGUGGAUGAAAUUGUCCAUUUUAUGGUACCAACCAGCAGACUUAGAUCUUUGUGUUGUGAAAUGCAUCGUAAACUGGUUUUGAUUGUAUAGACUGAAUUGCAAUUAUUUAUUAUCAUUUUUUUUCGAACUUUGCAUGUUUGGAGAGAUGAUCAUUCUUUGGGAAGACUCACGUUUGAUCUCAGCUUUUAAUAUUUGUAAAAGCUAGAAGCACGUAGAGGUGUUAAUGUAAGAAAUUUGCCAAGUAUUAAAAUUAGAUUUAGGUACUUAUAUAAAGUUCUAACCUUAUCUCUGUCUGGUACCAUAAAGUGUUCUCCCAACCCAUUUUGUGAAGUUCUUUCUUGUGACUUUCCAUGUGUUAUCACUGUCUGCAGAAAAUAUAACUUUUCUUUUGUAAAUUCUGGGAACAGCAUAGAUGUUGCAGGUAUUGAUUUAAAUAGGUUAAUAUACUUUGCCUUACACAGUUCUGGGGGGAUUUGUGUAUUAUUAUAUAUAUAUAAGUAUUUGCUUUUCCCCACAAUGUGUGCAGUAUUUGGGCAACCCAUUUUCCAAAAGUUGUGCUGAAUAAAAAGAAAUUGUCACGAGGUU